AUGGAAGGAUGGAUCAAUAGAACCACUGGAACUGAUUUUAUUCUUUUGGGGCUGUUUCACCACAUCCAGGCCCCAAAGGUUCUCUUCACUCUCAUCUUCCUGGUUUUCCUUGCAGCCCUUGUUGGCAAUGUAAUGAUGAUGAUUCUUAUUUGGUUUGAUUCUCGCCUCCAUACUCCUAUGUAUUUCCUUCUCAGUCAACUCUCCUUGAUGGAUCUUUUAUAUAGCUCUACUUUUGUCCCAAAGAUAGCCAUUGACUUUUUGUCUGGAAGAAACAGCAUUUCCUAUAUUGGUUGUGGAAUUCAGCUUUUCCUCUUCAUGACUAUUGUGGGAGCAGAGUGUCUUCUUCUGGCAGUAAUGGCUUAUGACCGUUAUGUAGCUAUAUGCCGCCCCCUCCAUUACUCAGUACUCAUGUGCCCCAUAGUCUGUGCAUUCAUGGUGACUGGCACAUGGCUAAGUGCACUUCUCAAUGCCUUAAUCCAUGUUAUCUAUACUCUGAGUCUCCCUUACUGUGCUUCCAGGGAAAUCCAUCAUUUCUUUUGUGAGAUCCCAGCACUCCUGAAACUCGUUUGUGCUGACACUUCUCUUUAUGAAAAUGGCCUUUUUGUCAGUGGUGUUCUCUUUCUCCUUUUGCCAAUAUCUGCCAUCAUGGCCUCUUAUGGCCAGAUUGUUUCCACUGUUUUGGGAUUAAGAGCAAACUUGGGGACAAGAAAAGCUUUGGCAACCUGUUCUUCUCAUAUAAUUGCGGUGUCUCUCUUCUAUGGAACAGCCAUCAUCAAAUAUUUUCUCCCCAAAGCCUAUCACACUGCUGAGCAGGACAAAGUGGUCUCUGUCUUCUACACUAUCCUUACCCCCAUGCUCAACCCCCUCAUCUAUAGUCUACGAAACAAAGAGGUGGCUGGAGCUCUCAGGAAAGUCCUGGGAAGAUGA
Molecule: messenger RNA, 927 nt
Organism: Panthera uncia (snow leopard)
Lineage: Eukaryota; Metazoa; Chordata; Mammalia; Carnivora; Felidae
Product: olfactory receptor 56-like
Exons: 1
Coding region: 1-927 (308 amino acids)
Biological process (GO): G protein-coupled receptor signaling pathway
Cellular component (GO): membrane
Molecular function (GO): G protein-coupled receptor activity; olfactory receptor activity
Source: RefSeq, a predicted model, not a curated record